Molecule: messenger RNA, 2088 nt
Organism: Acromyrmex echinatior (Panamanian leafcutter ant)
Lineage: Eukaryota; Metazoa; Arthropoda; Insecta; Hymenoptera; Formicidae
Source: RefSeq, a predicted model, not a curated record
AGUGGAGGCGAGACGAAACGCCGAAGCGUCAAGUGAGGCCUUGGCUUUAAAAUGGCCACUCCUGGUGUCGCGCGUACAACGCAAAGCAACGUUACUCCGUCAGAUCGUUCUCGAUCCCUACGGUACUCGCGAAUGUAGAGUAUUUCGGCGAGUGUCCCAUCGUAAUCAUCCUGAAUAUCAGUAUCGUCCUCAUCCCGGAGAUUGUGCGUGUGAAACAGAAUCGGAAACGACGGAACGGAGACAGCGAGGUGUGCGAGAGCGAGGUCCUCGGCGUCGCGCUGUGCGGCGUUAGUGACGCUUCCAUGACGUCCUGGCAGUGACACUUCACUGAUAUAUACAUCGGUGUCAUCGGUACCUGGGUACCUUGACGUCGUAUCUUCGACGACGCGCGUGACUCAUCUCGCCGAGGGAAGGAACCUUCUGCGGUUGAGACGGUGGAGCCAUCGGCGACGCUUUCGUGGCGCCUCAGUGACCUCUCGAUUCUACCUUAACAAAUACUCUUCCUGGACGAAAUCGACAUGAGUAGGAGCAACGAGAGCGGUAUAUCUUUAGCAACGCCGCCAGCGAUUCAUGUUGGGCCUAUCGUCACACCAGGGUCCAAUGAAACUAUUUCCAUCGUGAUACCGUUAUCAGCACAGCUGACCACAAUGGCUAGUCAGAAAGUCGACAAGAAUAGUAAGGAUUAUGGCAGUGAUACAAAACGGGCAGUCCCAGUAAUUGUCAAUCCUCCUCGAAGUCCGAGGAACAGGACGUGUGGAAAAGGCUGUCCCUUUCCUACAUGCAUGCGAUAUGGACGAGCAUUUUCUAGAUUGCACGAUUUGAAGCGGCACAUAGCUCGGCACGCGAUGCGCAAGGAAAAGCUGCAGCAAACUGAACAAAAAGUGCGCGAUACAGAAAACAAAGGCGGAUAUCCUUGUCCGCGAUGUACGAAGAGGUAUAACGAUGAGGAUAAACUCAAAGCUCAUCUGGUCUCACAUGGCAAAAUAACGCCAAAGAACAAUCACUUGAAGCAAGAAGACACACAUACUAGGAAUACGCUGCAGAGUCAUCAAGCGAUGAUAGAUAAGUCAUCAACAAUUGUGAAAAACGAGGACGACUUCCUUCUGGAAGAGAUGCUAUUGAUAAAGAAGGAUCCUCGAAGGACAGACAAAAACGAUUCGAAGAUUAGGUGCGAUUACUGUUCAAAAACUUUCAAAACCAAGUGGACUCUGAGCUCGCACGUGGCCGCUCAUGAAGGUCGUUUUCAGUAUGACUGUGGUCUAUGCGGUAAGAAAUUCGUCAGGAAGAGCCACUACGAGGGUCAUCUACGCUCUCAUGAGGCUGCCAGGCCGUACUCCUGCGAGCAAUGUGGUAAAACGUUCAAAGAGCUCAAGCAUCGUCGCGAACAUACCAAGAGAAAGCAUCCAAGUAAUCAGAGCGCAAUACAAAGUUUGUUAGAUAGCAUUGGGCCGUGCGCAGCCGAAGAGACAAACAUUGAUCAGGCCAAAUUCACUUUGUUAAUGCCAGUAAAUUUUGGCGGAUAAGAAGAGUCGAAGAGGCCUUUGUCGUCUAAAAAGAUUACUGUGGAUCCUUCAUGUUCAACUGUAAGAGUUUAAUUCCUCGGAACUUUUUUGGAUCGAUCCAGAUUAGAAUAUUGCAUCCUUGGAACCUUGGGCCUUUUGUACUUUGGCUUUUUGGAACUUCGGAUGUUUAGGUGAUUCGACCCCUGGAACUUUUAUUAUUUAGAAGACGGAUUCCUUGAAACUGUGAAUGCUUGGAAAAUUGAAUUCUUACUUUAAAUCUUUCGAAUAGUUGCUUGAAAGAUGAAAUUUUGGAUCGAUACUAUCUUACAUUUAGAUCUUUGAAAGUGUCAAUUUUUUUGGAUCUUUGGAAUUCUGAAGUGAAAUUUAUCUUAAAGUAUUCCAAAGUUACUCAACGACCAGAAAGUAAUAUGUUCAAAUGACAACUUUUUCAAGUUGGAUGACAAACAAAAACUUAAUUGACUUUAAUAAUUGACAAAUCAAAACCAUGUGAACAUUAUGCCGAUUAUAUUCAAUUUAUCAUUCUAUACUUUACGAGAAAUAUAUAAAAAAAUAAAUCUUGAACCAA